GCUGAACACAUUUCAUUUGAUCAUAAGUCACGCCACAGUCUUACAACAGGGCUUUGUAAGACGUUGAUAUAGCAGCAUGGACCCAAAAAAAAAGCAUAUAAAGGCAACUGAUCUCGGGAUGACGAUUUUGUUCAAGAUUUGCGAUGCGUAUUCUGUGCGCUGUCGCUCUAUUCGUCUCACUAUCAUGCGUCAAGGCUGUAUCUUUUCAAUCACCACAAGCGCAAUCACAGCUCACACCAGGCACGUCCUUCCAAGUCGUAUGGGGUUGGGAUAGUCCACCGAGAGCCGACGAUGGUGCGCUUGAUAUUUAUCUUGUCAGAGAUUCUGCAGCGACGUCCGUAGUUUCGCAGUUAGUGACCGGAGCACUAAUCUUAUAUUCAGCAACAUCCGCCACCAUCCCUACUGGUACCCCGGCUGGCCAAUACUACCUGCAAUUAAGCGUGACCAGCGGUACGGAAAAGAGUGCUAUCGGUGGACCGUUCAACGUCGCCACCGGUCCUACCGUCGUCGCCAGUAACAGUACAAUCACCACGGUUACAGUAGAUGGUGCGACUGUCACCACCUAUGUCGUUCCAACCGUGAGUCCACAAUCUGAUACCGCAGCACCAAGCACACAACAGGGUCUUGCCGGCGGUGCGACUGCAGGCAUCAUUAUUGGAGCUUUGAUUGCAUUUGGAGCUAUCAUGGCCACUUGGUUCGUAUGGUACAGAAGACGUCAACAAACCAUUCAUCGAGAAAUGGCAAUGAACAAACCUUUACCUGGUUUACGACAUCCUUCACAAGAUCCUCACCAUUUCACUGAAUACAACCAUUACGGGACUGACCACCCACUGCAUUCAUCCGUCAUCCCAUACGGACGCAACAACGGUGUAUCUCCGCUCUCCGAAUAUCCGGUCAGUGUAGGCAACCAGACCAUGCCAUCAAGUGAUACACAAUCCCACUACCAACGGCACCUUGUGUCCAUCCCAAGUGUAAGUAAUCAGAAUUCGCACACAGGAAGCGGCGCUUCCACCGUGCGGCAAUACCGUUCCUCCCUUGCUGCUGGGUCGUUUGGACCAGCCACACACUCGUCAGGAAGCUCAACCGCUUCCCCACCACGAUCCACCGACACCGCCAUCUAUCGUCCUGUCGUUGAGCAAGUCACGUAUUCUCCUCCACAUACUCCCAGCUCGCCUGUAUUAUCACCUUCCCCACCUCCUAAAUAAUUGUACACAUCUUUGUGCCGCGGCAGUUACGACAGUCGAUGAGUUCGUACUGACUUUCGCAGCAUUCGUAAAUACCGAACAUCCAUCCCAAUUUAGAACGAAAGACAUUUGAUGAUAAAACAUUGUAUUUCAUUGGCCUUGAGCAAUAGCAAUAAAAAAAAAUCUUGCAAAGGUGAUGCAAUUGCGGUCCGCAUCGACUAAAAUGCAUAGCAUUGAAAGCAAGCUUGUUUGACACAGGAAG
Messenger RNA from Umbelopsis ramanniana AG, 1446 nucleotides. RefSeq lists its product as uncharacterized. The transcript has 2 exons. NCBI's taxonomy places the organism in Eukaryota, Fungi, Mucoromycota, Umbelopsidomycetes, Umbelopsidales, Umbelopsidaceae. The coding region runs from base 144 to 1205 and encodes 353 amino acids. The record is from RefSeq and is a predicted model, not a curated record.